AUGAAUAAGCAAGACGCGCAAAUUUGUUCGUGGUUAGAGGAGUCUGAUUUAGAAGAGACCGGUGCACAAUGUUUCGACGAAAGUAUGUCUGAAAGCGAUCGGGACAGUGAAAAUUUGGAACAUAAUAGUGAUACCGAACAGUCAGGAGAUGAAAUGAUGUCAUCGGAGACAUGUUUCCAUCGACUCAAUUUAGUCGAUCAUCGGCCAUCGACUAGUUUCAAUCAAUUGACAACGAUUCCUAGGAGUCGCAGCCGUUCUCCUGUCACCUUCCGGAGACCAUCUCGCAGUGCACGUCAACAUCGUGAACGUUUGUCGUUUAGAUCUUCAUCAACAUCUUCAAAUUCAUCGAGCGAUGAACCUUUGACUCACAUACGAGUAAGACCAAUUCGAACAUUUCAAACUGAGAGAAAUUUCAUUGAACCUACUACAAAUCGUCCUCUAAGAGUGCCUGUGUACAAAGCAAACACUAAAACUGUCUUACUGCGUAGAAUGUACCUAAAAGAGAUAUCCCUCGCCCUGGUCAGGCCACAUUUAAUGAAAAGAUCUAGCAUAAUGACAUUCCCGAGUACACUAAAAAGACAAAUCGCUCGAUUUGUACCAAUGGAGAACCAAGAAACCCAUGAAAAGCGAGAGGGAAUAUGUUCAAUAUGUCCUACGAGAAAAAAUCGACGAACAAAAAAAGGGUACAAAGUAUGUGCUAAAUUACUGUGCAACGAGCACUGUGUUUACCUGUGUGAGUGUUGUUUUGACGGGGAAUACGGCCAAGAUGCUUAA
Parnassius apollo (apollo) is the source of this 774-nucleotide messenger RNA. Lineage: Eukaryota; Metazoa; Arthropoda; Insecta; Lepidoptera; Papilionidae. The record is from the annotation of a GenBank genome assembly.